AUGUGUCCGCGAGGCAGCGUGGGCGCGAGGGCCGCGCAGCUGCUGCUGCUGCUGCUGUGCCUGGCAGCGCGGGAGGCGCGCUGCGCGCAGGCGCAAAACGGCGGCGGCGGAGGCGGCGAGCGGCAGCUGCGCCUGGAGGACAUCGAGCGAGACAACCUGCUCAGCGCCAAGCAGCGGCAGCUGCAGCAGCAGCAACAGCAGCAGCAGCACCAGGCGCAGCAGCAGCAGCUGGCGCUGCUCUACCAGCAACAGCAACAGCAGGCGCAGCAGCAGCAGCAGGCGCAGCACGCGCAGACCGCUCAGCAGCAGCCGCAGCAGCCGCAGUACCAGACAGAGUAUAUCAGCCAGGACCAGCUGGCGGCCUACCUGCAGCAGCAACAGCAGCAAGCGGCGCUGCUGCAGCAGCUGUACCAGCCGCAGGCGCAGCAGCAGGCGGCGCAGGCGCAUGCGCAGCCGCAGGCGCAGGCGCUGCCGCAGUUCUACUACCAGCCGGCGCCAGCGCCUGCGCAAGCAGCGGCCCAGGCCCACGCCGCCGCCCCCACCGCCUCCCUCUUCUCCGGCGCCGCGCAGCCCGCCUUCUACUACCCGCAGCUCAGCGGCAAGACCUCUUUCACCGGCGUCAGUGCAAACUCUUUGUCUCCCGCCUCUUCUGGAGCCACCUCGGCCGCCCACGCCGCCGCCGCCGCCGCGCCUUCCAGCCAGGCGCUCCAACGUCAGCAGCAGUACCUGCAACUGCAACUCCAACAGUACCUGCAGCAACAGGGGCAGCAGGAGUACCAGGCGCAGGCGCAGGCGGCGCUUCCUGCGCACGCGCAAGUGCAGCCCGUGCGCUACCAAGUGGUGCAGGGCGCGCCCGCCGACGGCGCCCUGGCGCACGAGUACCUGCUGGCCGCCAAGCAGCAGCAGCAGCAGCAGCAGCAGCAGCAGCAGGCGCUGCUCCAGCAGAGCGCAGCGCACGCCGCGGCGCCGCCGCAGCAAGUGCAGUACGUCUACCAG
This is a messenger RNA of Gryllus bimaculatus (two-spotted cricket), 996 nucleotides long. The record is from the annotation of a GenBank genome assembly. Lineage: Eukaryota; Metazoa; Arthropoda; Insecta; Orthoptera; Gryllidae.